This is a messenger RNA of Arachis ipaensis, 947 nucleotides long. RefSeq names its product GDSL esterase/lipase At5g62930. The record is from RefSeq and is a predicted model, not a curated record. Lineage: Eukaryota; Viridiplantae; Streptophyta; Magnoliopsida; Fabales; Fabaceae. Gene Ontology annotation, molecular function: hydrolase activity, acting on ester bonds.
CACGUUAUUCUUUUGAAAGAAUCGUCGGGUAAAAAAAUGAGGGGGCAAAUCAUGCUGUUUGGUGAUUCCAUAACUGAACAAUCCUUCCGGCCAGGUGGUUGGGGAGCUGCUCUUGCCAACGCCUAUUGUCGCCAGGCGGAUGUAGUCCUUCGUGGUUAUGCGGGUUACAACACUAAGUGGGCUUUGUUCUUGCUCAAUCACAUCUUCCCGCUGGACUCAUCUAAAGCUCGAAUUGCUACCACAAUUUUCUUUGGUGCUAAUGAUGCAGCCUUGUCAGGAAGAACCAAUGAAAGGUUCCAUGUACCCAUUGAAGACUACAAACAAAAUCUCAGAAAAAUUGUUCUGCACUUAAAGGAAUGUUCUCCAACCAUGCUUAUUGUGCUCAUUACUCCACCUCCAUUUUAUGGGGAACGGCGCCAUGAAUAUCUAAAAUCUUUACUUGGUGAGAAUGCACCGAAGUUGUCAGAAAGAACAAACGAAGUUACUGGUCAAUAUGCAAGGGCUUGUAUUGAGACAGCCAAGGAAAUGGGCGUGAUGUCUGUUGAUCUAUGGUCCAAGAUGCAAGAAACAGAUGACUGGCAAAACAAAUUUUUGAUUGAUGGGUUGCACCUGACAAUGGAAGGGAACGCUAUAGUGUACCAAGAAGUGAUAAAGGUUUUCAAUGAAGCAGGGCUUUCUGCUGAUAACAUGCCAUUCGACUUCCCUAAUCACUCCGACAUUGAUGCCAAGAAUCCUGAGGAAGCUUUUCAGCAAAAAUGCUUUUUGAUGUCACAUUGUGGUUUUGUUAGGGAUCUUUGAGACAAGUCUAUUCUAUUUGGUGACUUAUGAUUUUUCUCCUCAACGAUGUCAUAAUCUCUAAGCUUAAAUAAAACUGCGUUGAGUCAAUGAGUAAAUUAGUUGGAUCAAAGACCGGACCUUUAAGAAGCAAGCUCUGAGAUUUCAUGUUA